AAUGAAAACCUUAUCAGAACCUAUUGAAGUUAUUACUGAAAAGAACCCAGCAGCCUAUGUUGCUCUUACUGCUGAAGUUGAGGUUCAACCUUCUAUUAUGCAAGUCAACACUUCUCUCACUAAUUCUGAGAAAAAGAUUGCAAAGAAAAUUCUUCUUAAUAACUAA
Molecule: messenger RNA, 166 nt
Organism: Cetraspora pellucida
Lineage: Eukaryota; Fungi; Glomeromycota; Glomeromycetes; Diversisporales; Gigasporaceae
Source: the annotation of a GenBank genome assembly